Molecule: messenger RNA, 2745 nt
Organism: Microdochium trichocladiopsis
Lineage: Eukaryota; Fungi; Ascomycota; Sordariomycetes; Xylariales; Microdochiaceae
Product: aaa family ATPase
Exons: 5
Coding region: 99-2414 (771 amino acids)
Molecular function (GO): ATP hydrolysis activity; ATP binding
Source: RefSeq, a predicted model, not a curated record
UGGACAUCGUCCCCCUCAAUCACGAGAAUUUUGGAAGCGCUUGUCCCUCGAGCGUCACACUUAAAACCGUUGCCGCACUUUCCGUCAGACUUUCGACCAUGGGGAAGAUCUCUGGAACCAUCUCAGACACAGCCUGGAAAUGGAGGUGCAAGCUGGGCAACCUGAAUCACGAACGGACACUCGCAGACUACAAGACCGAAGCCUACGCUUCUUCGUCAGACAGCGACCCCAAGGAUGCCUCGGAUGCACCAAGGCGCAGGAAUGACACCAAGGACCCGGGCCCCGGGUCGACUGCCGCCGUCAAGACCUUUUAUGAGAGCCCAGAGAGCGACGCCCACAACAAGAUCUGGGUCGACUACCCCCCACGACAGCCCUCGAAGAAGGUGGCCCUGGCUCAGGGCCGGGUGGCCUUUCGGCUGUACAAGGUCAAGGACAUGAGCAAGCCGUGCAUCAACGGGAAGUAUGCUCUGAAGCACCACAUGAUCGAUGUCCAGAACGCGGGCCUUAUCGCGGCACUCAAGCCGAUACUCGAGAAGGAAGAGGACGUCCAUUUGGACCCGAGCGAGCAGGCCACCUUCCACGCACCGUUCCGACCCCUCUACUUCUGCUACGACAAGAUCGUUGCAAAGUGCAAUAGCCUCGCCCCUGGUGACCCACUACAGCCCUUCAUGCUCCUGUUCAUCAGGGUCAUGGAUGAGAUCUUCGCUGACCUCAGGCACAAGAAGAAGAGCCUGCAGGCAAACGGGCUCGUCUCGUACGCCACGGCAUGGUCGUAUUUCAAGAGAGAUGAAGCACUCAUCACGCAGGGGCCCAACUGCCAGUUCCUGUGCAAGGUGAUCAGCACAGAGUACCGGGCGGUGGGCAACGCCAAUGCUCUCAUCAUCAAGGCCAAAGCGCUCAAGUUCACGGGCGAGGCGUUCGUCUGGGUCGACAGCGAGCUCAAGAUCGAUCGCUUUGCCGGCAACAAGCCUAUUACCGAGCUUGAUCACUACCCGCUCGAGUUCCAUGCCGACCCGGAAGGCAUCAAGAAGCGGAUGGAGGCUCGCGGCCGUCUGGUCCUGGACUACCAGGGAUUGACGUACUGCAACUAUGAAGGCCUUGCUAUCUUCAUCGAGGACAAGAAGGUCGAGAGGCAUAACGUCGAAGGUCGCAUCUUGGUCGAUGUGGUCGGGUUCAACAAGCACCAUCUUGCCAAGGGUUCCAGGGAGGGCGAGCAGACCGAGACGGAGAAGAACACGGUCAUUGGCACUGGACGCCGAAAUCGCAAGCGACGUGUUCACGGGUCAUUUGCUCCCAAUAUGGUGCCCCUCGAGUGUGAAGAGGCCGACGAAUAUGGCGCUCUUGACGGCCCGAGCACUGGUGAGACGGCGAGCAAGCCAUCUGAGAAGGAGGUGGUCCAUCUGAGUCGAGAGGACCAGGAGAGAAACAAGGCAGCGAUGCUCGCAGAGCCGGAGAACCUCAUGUACAUGUCUCCGUUGCUGCAGGGCUUUGCGCUGAAGAACAAGGAGUGGCUCUCGUUCUUUGUCGAAGACAUUAGACCCAUGGUCUGGAAUGACAAGGCGUACGAGCACCUUGUCUAUCCAGAGGAGCAAAAGGACCUGGUUCUUUCCUUUGUCGAGAGCCACAAAAAGGAUGGCCGACAGGAAGUUGACGAUGUCAUUAUUGGUAAAGGCCAAGGACUGAUUAUGCUACUCAGUGGCCCGCCAGGCACGGGCAAAACGCUGAUGGCUGAAGCUGUCGCCGAUCGCACCCACAGGCCACUGUUCUACCUACAAGCCGAAGACUUGGGCAUCUCGGCCGCCACCCUCGGUGCAAACCUCAAAAAGGUCUUCACCAUGGCCACCGAGUGGAACGCCGUGAUUCUGCUCGACGAGGCAGACGUCUUCCUGGCGGAAAGGCACCCGACCGACAUUGCCCGCAACGAGCUCGUCUCCAUCUUCUUGCGGGAGCUCGAGUACUUCCGCGGCAUCAUCUUCCUCACCACAAACUUGUACCAGACGAUCGACACGGCAUUCCGGUCUCGCGUGAGCCUGCAUCUGCUGUUCAAUCCCCUGACUACGGAGGCGCGGGUGCAGGUGUGGCGCAAAUUCUUGGACAGGAUCCCUGCUUCGGCCACGAAGAAGCCUGCGGUUGUGGACGACGCCAGCUCGACUGAAGCCAAGACCCUUCACGGUGAUGAUGAGCAGGAGCAGGUGACUCCAGGGAGAAUCAUUCUCGAUGAGGACGACAUCCAGGAGCUGGGCCUGUGGAACUUGAAUGGAAGGGAGAUUAAGAAUGCGGUCAAGAUGGCCAAGAACUGGUGCGAUCACAAGGGCUAUGAUAUGACCUUGUCGCGGGUCGAGAACAGCAUCAAGGUCACGAGCCCGCAUGCCUCGAGGGUUGCGAGCAAUGGGGACGCGGACUUGUAUGAUUAAUCUGGCUUCAGAGGUUCAGAGGUCUAGAAGGUCCUCGGCGGAGCAGAGCUUGAAUGCCACGCCGCAAUGAUCAAAGCGGCCACAGCAGCGUGUGAGAGUUUCAUUGUGAGGUCUUGAACUGUAUUUCCUCUUACAUAUCCACACACAGAGAUAUCCAAGAUUAAGUCGCUUUCAAGAAUCCUAAAGCGUGUUGGAAUCGGAUGAGAGGGACAGACUUGAAGGAGCCAAAGGGAAGAAGUAUGAUAAGAACAAAAGAGAAAACAGCAAGUAUAGAUGUGGUUGAGCGAAUGCUGGGCCAGAGGCCUCAUUGUCUUGGAAAUGAAAGACGCCG